UAUGGGCCUUAUGGUCCAAAGCCCAAUCUAAAUUAGAAACCUAUUUUCAUAUUAGAAGCAAAAAGCUUCUGCGACUUUUCAUCGAACAGCUUGUGCUCAUUCCUCAAGAGAGAAAGAUUCAAAGUCUGCAGAACCAAGGUAAUGGAGAGUGAGACGGAGACGAAGAAGAAGAAGCAUCUAGUGGAAAUCGAAGGCUAUCCAAUCGACGGACUAUCCAUCGGAGGUCACGAGACUUGCAUCAUGUUCCCUUCGCUCCGUCUAGCUUUCGACAUCGGCCGUUGCCCACAUCGCGCAAUCUCUCAAGACUUCCUCUUCAUCUCCCACUCCCACAUGGAUCACAUCGGUGGAUUACCGAUGUAUGUUGCGACUAGAGGCUUGUACAAGAUGAAGCCUCCAACGAUUAUAGUUCCCACAUCGAUUAAGGAAUGUGUUGAGAGUUUGUUCGAGGUCCAUAGGAAGCUAGAUUCUUCAGAGCUGAAGCAUAAUCUUGUUGGCUUGGACAUUGGGGAGGAGUUUAUUAUUAGGAAAGAUCUCAAAGUGAAAGCCUUUAAGACAUACCAUGUCAUUCAUAGCCAGGGUUAUGUAGUUUACUCAACUAAACAUAAACUCAAGCAGGAGUACGUUGGCCUUCCUUCAGAUGAGAUUAAGAGCCUGAAGGAUUCUGGGGUUGAGAUCACAAACAGCAUUACAACUCCUGAAGUCGCUUUUACCGGAGAUACAACUUCUGAUUUUGUACUUGAUGAAAAUAAUGCUGAUGCUCUCAAGGCAAGGGUUCUCGUCAUGGAGAGCACGUUUCUUGAUGAUUCAGUAUCCGUAGAGCACGCUAGGGAUUAUGGACAUAUUCAUUUAUCCGAGAUAGUUAAGCAUGCUGAAAAGUUUGAAAACAAAGCAAUCCUGCUGAUCCAUUUUUCGGCUCGGUAUACAGUGAAGGAAAUCGAAGCUGCAGUUUCUGCAUUGCCUCCACCUUUAAAAGGACGUGUGUAUGCUUUAACACAAGGAUUUUAAACAGUCGACAUUCUUGCAGGUUUUGCACACUUUGGUUUUUCUUGUUCUCCAAGUUUUUGUAUCCCACAUUGUAAACGUUAUAUGUACCCUUGUUGUUGACUUUCUAAGAUAGAGAUGUUUAUGUGAUUUGCUAAAUUAAUAAAUCCGUACAAAUUUUAGUUUUA
Brassica oleracea var. oleracea is the source of this 1169-nucleotide messenger RNA. RefSeq names its product nuclear ribonuclease Z. The transcript is spliced from 8 exons. NCBI's taxonomy places the organism in Eukaryota, Viridiplantae, Streptophyta, Magnoliopsida, Brassicales, Brassicaceae. Bases 142 to 1005 code for a protein of 287 amino acids. The record is from RefSeq and is a predicted model, not a curated record.